GGCGCACCGAAUUACCAGCCGCCGUCCAUUCCUACGUACCUGUGUACUUACAGAAGCUCUCGGCUGUCAUCAUUAUUAUUAUAAGCAUAUACAGCAAUAACUUUUUUGUUUGUUUGUAUGCAUAUUGCAGCACGUCGGUAUAGUUAACAUGGUCCCGAUACCCACAUUGUCAUGAACAAUGUAAACAAGGAGAGGUGAACCCACUCUCUGCAUGGUACGGUUUGUUGUCUCAUGCAGUACUCCUACCUGCCUUUGGUCUUACCUUUGUAUGCAUUGCUUCAUAAGAAUAGGAAGGAGGAGCACUGCGACAGGCCUACUGGCCCAUAGUAGGCUUGUUUCUGGUGUCCCGUAGCUCGGUUGGCAGCGCACUUAGUUCACAUACUGAGUGUCCGUGGUUCGAUCCCGGCAAGGGUGAAACGUUGGGCAUGUUUCCUCAUACCUGCUGCCCCUGUUCACCUAGCAGUAAGUAGGUACCUGGGUGUUAGUCGACGGGAGGUGAUAGUAGUAUACCUCAGACAGGGUUGGGCAUCAAAAUGAGCUGAUCUAGGAUAACAGUUCUUCAUUCCUGAGGUAGUGUUACGUCCGUAGGAAGGUCAUACAGCGCCUGGGAUAACAGAUCAGGUUUAUGGCGGACCUGGUGUGAUGAUACCCACAAGUUGUAGCUAUAAGAAAGGCAGACGUUUCACCCAGACGGCAGACAACUCUCUGAGUGCCGACACAAAUGAGGGUGUGCUCUCUCAAGCAUGAGAUGAGUCUGCAAUAGUGCUUUCACGGGAGGUGCCUUCUUGCCGGUGAAGAGUUCUUGAUCCAGAGAAACUGGAGCUACCCCUCCCUUUCCUUGGAUGGAAUCUGAUUUGCCUCCUAUUACCGCAUGGGCUGUAAGACUCCCACGGGCUUAGCGCUCCCCCCAGUUAUGCAACGAGUGGCCAGGGCUUGACCUCUUUACAGAGAAGCCCUGAACUCGACUUGCUGGUCAUGCCGGUGGACUUCGCCCCCAUACCAUGGAAUUUGGUGACGCCACUCAGACCACUGUGGUACACCUACAUCCAGCUCGCCAUCCCCCUGGGUGACAGAACUAUUGACGCCUACACACUGGCUAUGGCUAUACAAAUUAUGUUCCGCCUUGAAAUCAAUCUCUACAAUGUCUUCAAUAGACAAAAGCGCAGUGGAAGGAGCAUUCAGGAGGAUCAGCUGGACCUCCUUCGGCAAAUCGAGGACAACAUUGCCACUAUGGGAGCUGAUGGUCACGCCUGCGUCCUCAGAUUCAUCUGUGAAAUGCAGAUCAACAGGUUUUCCAGCUCCUCUAUCUUCGGCGAGAUCUUCACGCUGAUUUUCACCCCCAAACAAGGUAAUGAUUCCAUAUUGCUCAAGGACUACAUAUCAGCUGAGAUGGCGGGCCAUGAAGCAGGCAGCCCGGACGAGCCUGGUCUCACGUGUGCUGAGAGGUACCACACCUGCCCGUUCUCAGUUUUCGCUCUCCUGCGACGUAUCCAGAGCGGCCUGGGAUUUUCCACACCAGAGGACAAACCACUUAAAGCCGUGUCCAACACCCUCUACACAGAGGACACCGAGCUCUGAGGCACCACACAGUGUACUUUGCUCGUUAUGGAUUUGGCUCUAGAUAUGAGGCUAUUAGCAAUAUCUUUACUUGUGCAUCAUAGACAUUUCUUCGAGGAGUCACUGAACAUCAUCGAAGAUCCGUUUCAGGAAACUGUUUCCUGAUGAAUAAACAUACGUUCUGUCUACACCUGCUGUUGUUGUCCCGCCCCAUUAAGUGUACACCAUCCAGCCUAGUCUCGCACAGUUCAUACUUUGUGUGUUGUCUUCACUACCCAUAUGUGUAUGGCCUGACUAAAACAUCAGAUAAAUAGACUUAAAUCUAUAUACUUUAUCCAAAUGGGUACAAUUUGUGGUUAAAAACCCAUAAGCAAACACUUGGAAUAUUUUUAUUAUGGAUACCUUUCGGUCCUAGGGCAUUUUCACUUCAAAAUAAUAGAAUCUCCUAAAUGUUUGCUCACAUGUUUUUAACCACAACUUUAUACAAUAUAUUGUCAGAUUUUCACUUCGUGUACAAUCCAUCAACACCUCCAUUCUGUGUGCAUAUACAAGUUCCAUACAUUUUGCCUCCAUGCACAACCUACCAGUGAGUUAAUGUAAACUGAACUCGUUAUUCAUAAAACAAAUCUGUAUAUAUGUACGUUGUACUAACAAUAAACA
Messenger RNA from Cherax quadricarinatus, 2217 nucleotides. RefSeq lists its product as uncharacterized. Lineage: Eukaryota; Metazoa; Arthropoda; Malacostraca; Decapoda; Parastacidae. The record is from RefSeq and is a predicted model, not a curated record.